AUGACAGACAUUAACACUCAAGAAACAGCACAGCUCACUCUCAAUGCUAAACUAGCUUAGGAUAUUGCUCAGAUUGAACUAGAUGAUCAGGUCUAAUACUCCCCAAGGACUUCAGAAAAGGGAUCCAUGAAAGGCAAAAGAUCUCAGAAAGAUGGUAGUGGUAAGUCAAACGGAGUAGCAAUGGAUCAAUUUGCUGAUUUGAGAAAGAGCAUGCAAAGAAUAGAAAGAGUGAUUGAAAGCGGAGGCAUAUCUUAGCAGGUGCAGAAGAAUAGGCAAGCUCAUCACGAGAGUUUGACGACCUCAAUGAAUUCACCAGUUAAAACUUCGAAAUUAGAUAAACACUAUGAAGACUCAGCCUCUGGUAAAUUCCACAGUCAAAUAAAGCGUUCAAAUGAAUCUCAUAAAUUGAAUGCUGCUAAUGGUUUCGGCUCAUCUCCUUCUAGUAAUGGCUCCUCUUCUGUGAAUGGAGCCAAGGGCUCAAACUAUCACAAGCUUGACAAAGACAAUAAAGCGCUUUCUAAGAAUAGCAGGAAUACCAUAGCCAAGCCAAACGCUGAUGAUCCCUAUAGAAACGCGGCAGUGGCAUCUACAAAUAGUAAUGGAAAUGGAUUUAAAAAUAAAAAACUUGAAGAUCACUCAAUUUAAGAUGACACAAGCAAUUACUCAAUGCCAGCUCAAAUCCAACCAAAAAAAGAUUUGAAUUUGAAUGGUGCUAAUCUAAACAGCUCAACUAAACUUUAACACUCUUUCAACACAGACAAGGGUAUAGGUUACUCUUCAAAGACCACUCUUCAAUCUAGAGAUAGAAAGGGUUCUCACAGAUAUGUAAAGAAACAGACUGAUCUGAGCUUGGCAAGUGGUAGCAGCAGCACUGGAAGUUAGAGUGGAGACAAUAACAGAGGUGGCAAGAAGUAGAGAACAAAGAGCAAGUUAGUCCCAUUGUCUUACUCCAUGUAGAAUAAAAAUCGUGCUAAUAUGAGUACCAGGAGAUAAGUGAAUAUAAAUGUGUAGAGUGAUUCAGAGGAUCAAAAUAAUAUGUAAAGAUCGAAAUCAGCUACAUCCUUUAAAUCAAAGCUAAAAUCAACCACAUUCAAUGGUGUUAAGAAACCAGUAAGUCCCAUAAAGUCAAGCACCUCAGCAGGUGGCUCAACACACACACCAAAAAUAACUUAUACUAAAAAGAGUCAAAGAUUAGAUGGCAGUGCAAAUAGAAGUGCUCUAGUUACACAGUCCCUUAAUCUUAACUCUAUGAAAGACUAUCAAUAAACAGCGAAUGAAUACGCUUUAGCCAAGAAAGCACUUCUUGAAUUCAGUGAGAAAUUUGACUUCUAGAUCUUUCAAGAUGUGAAAGGUAAUCCAGAGUCAUUCAGCGUGUUUUAGAGAUUCUGCCUUAUGCUUUUGAUAAUUCAUGGGGAAUUGGAAAGAGUGCAGUAGGACAGAUCUGAUGAAUUUCUUAAGAAACUUAAUGUAUACAAGGAGAUUACAAAUAUUAAGAAGAGUCUUGAUGAGUCUAAGUACAAGUUCAAAGAACUUCAACCACUCUUUCAAGAUAGUGGUACACUGAAGGAAAAUAAAUUGCAAAAGUUCAUUAAUCUUGUAGUAAAAUAUGCUGAGCUGAAAGCUAAACUACAGGAUCAAAGCUAGGUCUCUUUAAUAAAUGACUCAUAGUCAGCUGCAAGUGAGUAAAUAGAAACUCAAUCAAAUGGAAGUAUGAUGACUGUGCAGACCAAUGGUGCCUAUUCUUAACUAGGUUCGAAAGAAUAUUACUAAUCUUCUAAUAACUUGACAUUGAACUAGAAAUCUCCAGGUCGUAAACUCUCCCAUAACUCAUCAUAAUAUAACGCAAAAACUUCAUCCCAAGGAUCGAAGAGUCUUAAGGUAUCUUAGACCAUCAGUUCUAAGAGAUCUGACUCAACUCGAGGUGACUUUAAAUCCCCAGAAAAUACCACUGCUUCAAAGCCUAAAUCUCAGUCAAUCAAUGUGAGCAAUGCUAGCAUCUCUAACAAGAAGGUGGAUAAACACCGACACUCUAUUAAGCAAGUUAAAUAGUUGCAGACUAUAAAUGUGGAUAAGCCACUCUAGAUGAAGUAGCCAUUGUAGAAUUCUAGCAAUGCAAACACAUCCAGCACUAUCACUGUGAGAAAGUCUGUCAAUUUAGACUCUAAGAAGAUGGACUUUAACAGUCGAGGCAGUAUUGGAGCUAAAGAAGGAGUCCUAGGCACUUCACUUGGACUUGCUGGCAACUCCACUCAAACAAUUCAUAGUGACAGUGAAAACAGACUAAACACUCAUUUGAUUAAGAUUGGACAGUAGGAACUGAGUGACGAUGCUUCAAGUGCUGAAGAAGAUAAGAAAAAACCUGGAAUUUCUGAGAUUAGCAGCCCCACCUUCAUAGACUUAAAAAUGGGCAAGAGCAGUGUGAUCAGCAAUGAAAAUCCUUUUGAGGCCAAGCCAACUGUCCGAGGUUCCCCUAGCCGUGACUAUCAAAUUGACUUGGUAUAAGAAGCUUGGAAAAUGGUGGCUCAUCAACUGGAUAACACCCACAAAGCCAAUCCCCUAGAUUUCCACUUUAGAGUGCACAAAUGCUCCAAGGGAGAUUCAGCAGAUGAGGAGAAAUUCUUUAAGUACUCUGGCAGCCCUCCUCCCAAUGUGAGAUAUGAAAAACUUGACAAGGAACUUGACUAUGACUAUAAAUUCAUGAGGCAGUAAACACAGGAUUUAUAUGAUUCUAAUAAUGCUCUGCUAGCCAACAGUAUAGGCUAUAGAUCAAGAGCUAUUGGCGAAUAAAUGAUCAAUGACAGAGAAAAGGAAUAGAGCAAUGGUCUCGCCAAGAAAAUUGAUAUGUCAAUAAUAGACAGAAUUAAAUAAAUGCGUAGUUAGAGCAGGGAAAGCGGGGACAGUCUGCUGCAGAAGAGAGAUGAAGUAAUAAGACAGAUAUAGCAGAAGCAGGGACAACAGAUUGAGGACAUUAGCAAUGUGGGCUAGAGAGUCAGAUUCACCGAUGAGACUACAUCCAACACUGAGGACAAGUAAUGA
Messenger RNA from Stylonychia lemnae, 3036 nucleotides. NCBI's taxonomy places the organism in Eukaryota, Ciliophora, Spirotrichea, Sporadotrichida, Oxytrichidae. The record is from the annotation of a GenBank genome assembly.